UGUACGGGACAAUAAGGGGUGGGACAAAGCUGUGUAGACUAGCCUACUUUAAAAUCUGUAAUCUAGCCUUUAGAUCAGAACUAAUAGACAACAACAACAAAAGCAUCAUACUUACUGGGAGUGGACUUGCAGAGAGCUUUCGCUUGUGAGAUUCUCACAGCGGAAAGAGUCUGGUCAGGUUCCAAACCGACGACGAUGUAGUCGGUUUAUCAGCGCAGAUUUGGACCGAGAUGAGAUAGCCUACAGACCAUUUUUUCUCGUCUUGCCAGGACACCGCCCUUUUUUAUAUUUCACUUCUGCCACAUGUAGGCUAGGGUAGGCCUAUCACUUGUUGUUAAACAAGUGGUCAGUUUUCAUUUUUGGAGCAAAGAGGAAGAACUGCGGACCAGAAACGGCGGGUUGUUUGUCACCGAAGCAGGAAAGGAUAUGAACAUCUGCAAUUGAGCCGUUUAAACGAAACUUAAAACCAUUUACUCCACUCUUGAAAUGGAGCCAGUUGUAUUGUAAAUCUUCUACUUUUGACUUGAACUACUUUGGAGACACUUUGCUAACUUUGACAUGGGAGGUGCGUCUGUCAAGUUAAGAGAGAUGGAAAGCUCUUCUCUACUGACAGUGGUGCUAGUUGGGGCGUUUCUGUGGACCUCUGCUAUUCAUGCAGAUUCCAAAGACGAUGCAAUGCUUCUAUGUACAUGCGAGAAUGGCAAAGGCACAUGCAUGAAUGGAACUUGCAAAGGAUACAUCUGCUUCUACACCUGGCUUCACGGCACUGGGGAGAGGGGCUGUUUCGACAGAGUUAACUACAGGGAGCACUGCUCCAGCAAAGUGGAACACAUGUUUAUGCAUUGCUGCAGAGAGAAUCUGUGCAACGCCUUCACCACUCCCCCACCAAACAUUAAUGGAGAGCCGACAACAACGCCCCCAGAGCUCAGUCGCCCAGAGCUGUGGAUUACGUUGUCUUUGCUGCUGUUAAUCACAACUGUCAGCAUGUGUGGUCUGGUGCUGUUCCUGCGCUUCCGACGUACACAUGGCAGAUUGAGAAAUGAUGUCCAUGGUGACCAGGAUGCCACCAUGCUCAAGGUUCCUGAUGGAGAUGACCCCACAUAUGGCGACAUCUUUGAUGAGUUUUGUACAUCAGGGAGUGGGACAGGGUUGCCCUAUCUGGUCCAAAGGACUAUGGCCAGACAAAUCUCACUUGUCCACUGUGUCGGUAAAGGCAGGUAUGGGGAGGUGUGGAGGGGAACUUGGAUGGGGGAGAGUGUGGCUGUCAAGAUCUUUUCCUCUAGGGACGAGCAAUCCUGGUUCAGAGAGACAGAGAUCUACAAUACUGUACAGCUGCGACAUGACAACAUACUAGGUUUCAUAGCCUCCGACAUGACAUCCAAGAAUUCUAGCACCCAGCUGUGGCUCGUCACCCACUUUCAUGAGCUGGGUUCGCUCUACGACUUCCUGCAGUGCAACAGCUUGGAGCCUGAGAGCUGCCUCAAGAUGUGCCUGUCUGUGGCUUGUGGCCUGGUCCAUCUUCACACUGAGAUUGUCAGCUCCCAGGAAAAGCCAGCUAUUGCCCACCGAGACCUGAAAAGCCGAAACAUCCUGGUAAAGCGGAACGGACAGUGCUGCAUUGCUGACCUAGGUUUGGCUGUGAUACACUCUCAGUCUCAUGACUACAUUGAUGUGGGCAACAACCCUCGAGUGGGGACAAAGCGCUACAUGGCCCCUGAAGUGCUGGAUGAGACUAUUCGUAUGGACGUCUUUGAGUCCUACAAGCAGACUGACAUCUGGGCCUUGGGCCUGGUCUUCUGGGAAAUUUGCCGCAGGACCAUUGUUAAUGGAAUCGUGGAAGAGUACUGCCCACCCUUUUUUGACAUGGUGCCCUUAGAUCCCAGCUUUGAGGAGAUGAAGAAGGUGGUGUGUGUGGACCAGCAAAAGCCCAGUCUGCACAACAGACUCCAUUCCCAUCCCAUUCUGUCGGCCAUUGCGAAGAUCAUGAAGGAGUGUUGGUACCAGAGCCCACCAGCCCGCCUCACAGCCCUGCGAGUGAGGAAAACACUCUCCAAACUGGACCAUGACAGUGACUUCAGCAUUGAGAAACUCAAGCAGGACAUCUAGACCAGAGCAACAGGAUGAAAUGGGGACAAACAAUUGAAAACGCCAGAAGGGAUUAUGCACCACAUUCCAACAGCACAAGGUGCAAAUCAUUAGCAUAUUUUGAGCUCAUGGCUCACAUAGUCACUAUUAUUAUUCUAUUAAAACCAUAUGACUUGGAGCAGUGGUGUCUAGAAGACGUAGCCUAAUUUUUAUCUGCCGUAUUUCUGGUUCCCAACCGAAAGGCCCCAAAAAGAAAACUAUGAAGAUCAAGUUAUAUUUCUUUAUGUUCAGCUGAUUAAAUAAAUUUGCAAAGCAGAAUAAAUAAAACCAAAGAAUGUUAGCCUGUUCUACACACACAGGGUUUUAUUCAUAAUAGUCUGAAUCGUCAUGACAGAAAGGAAAAUCUGGCAUUGCACAAUUACUCAGCAUCUUAUCGAGAAGAGGAGGAGGAUGGAAUUCUGGACUUUCUCUCAUAUACAGGAAAAUUUCACAAAUGGGUUUUUCCAAAAAUUACCAAAGAAAACUCUUUGGUGUUUUUUUUUUACUAUGAAUACAGGAAAUAUGUAAGUAAUAACAUGUUCAUACCAAAGCACAUUACCUGUUGUGUAAGCAUAUUUAACUUAUAUAAAAUGAGCCUUCAUUAUCUGCACAUAGACACAUUGAGGUAUUUAGUUGUACAUAUUUUAACAACAUUGAAACUGUUGUCAUAUAUCACCAUUGGAUUUAUUGUAAAUAUAUUUUGUAUAGGGGUAUUUUUUUCAAUUAUUCAACAAUGAGACACAUUUUAUAUUAAAAAAAAAAAUAUGACACAACAUUUUUUAAGUAUUGUCUUACAUUUCUGUAGGCCAAUAAUGUACCAUCACCAUUACUAUGGUCAGUAAAGGAAUUCACAAACAGACAUGUAAUAUUUUAUAUGUUGAAUAAAGGAUUGUAUUUUUGAACAGUU
Messenger RNA from Etheostoma spectabile (orangethroat darter), 3031 nucleotides. RefSeq names its product activin A receptor like type 1 (gene acvrl1). Gene Ontology annotation, cellular component: BMP receptor complex; plasma membrane. Gene Ontology annotation, biological process: heart development; protein phosphorylation; transforming growth factor beta receptor signaling pathway. The record is from RefSeq and is a predicted model, not a curated record. Gene Ontology annotation, molecular function: ATP binding; transmembrane receptor protein serine/threonine kinase activity. The transcript has 10 exons. Bases 559 to 2106 code for a protein of 515 amino acids. NCBI's taxonomy places the organism in Eukaryota, Metazoa, Chordata, Actinopteri, Perciformes, Percidae.